Molecule: messenger RNA, 1297 nt
Organism: Tremella mesenterica DSM 1558
Lineage: Eukaryota; Fungi; Basidiomycota; Tremellomycetes; Tremellales; Tremellaceae
Exons: 5
Coding region: 384-1010 (208 amino acids)
Biological process (GO): (1->6)-beta-D-glucan biosynthetic process; cell wall biogenesis
Source: RefSeq, a predicted model, not a curated record
UAUCAAACUCGACUACCAUCUUUCUCAAUCUCCUCAAUCUCAUCUUGGUAUCCCACUCCCUUCCUUCUCGACACUACCAUUUUAAGAUCCAACGCUCGACGCUCGACAUUGACUUUUCAACACCGACGACGCUCGAAGCUCAUACAAGUCAACCCGACAAUUACACUCUUUUCAUCUUGACCACCCACGAAACUCGCAGGUCGUCAAUCCCAAUCCCUUUGUCUCUUUCAACCCGUGCGAUUUGACAAUCUCUUACGACACUACGACUCAUUCGAUCGAUUCAUCAGGUCUACAACAGUUUGCAACUACUUGUUCACUUUGUCUAGACGACCCAGAAAGCAUUUCAGAAAUAAACAAAUAAACAAAUAAAAUAUAUAUCGACAAUGUUGAAAUUUGGUAUAACCAUCGCCGCUUUGGCUCUUUCGCUCCGUCCCGUGUUGGCAGGUAUAUACUGUACGGGACCUGUAGCUAGUACCAAGGCAGUAGGUGGACAAACUUUGAAUGUUUCUUGGGCCGACGAUGGUACUGCCCCCUUCCUCAAGGACAUCGGAGCAACUGCCAUCGAUAUCUACACCGGUUCGGUAAACCAACAAGUCUGGUUACAGCAACUUGCUGCUUCGGUGGAUGUUAGCAGGACGGCGAGCAUAACGACCACUAUUGAUCCCAAAAUUGGACCGGAUGGCGCGGUAUACUUUGUCCGAUUCACUUCGCUCAAUCUGGCUGAUACUUCGAAUCCGAAAUACAAGUAUGAAGCCUUUUCUGCUCAAUUUGAAAUCACCAACAUGCAGGGUACUUUCAAUUCCACAGUCCUUGCUGAGAUUUCUGCCGGAGCUGCUUCUGGUCUUCCGUCAGCUACGGCAAGCUUAUCGAAAUCUUCCUCAUCUAGCUCUAAAUCAUCAGCACCAUCAUCUUCCAAAUCAUCUACGACCACCAGUGGAUCUAUCACUAACGCUUUACCUCUUUCUCCAUUGGUAUUAUUACUUCUUCCCCUUCUCGCCAUUUUGUUCUGAACUUCCUCGGAGAAAAACGAUACCGUCUUUUUCUGUGAAGUCAUCAUGUGAGAGGUAUGAGGAAUGAUUUUAUCAGAAUGUCUCUUGGAAGAAAUACGAGGAACGAUCAACGAAGGACAAUAAAAGGGUAUUUUUUGUUCCAUCAAGUGGGAAAUACGAUCAUGUUGAGGGGGUUUCUUUUCUUUUUUUUGAAGAUGGAAGUGUAGUUUGGGGAGAUGGUAAGGUUGGAUGAUGAAGACCUAGAAGGUCUGGUGGAAAGAUGAAUGACGAUGUUGUUUUUUUUGUUC